CCCAAGUACGCUCUUGGUACAACCCGGGGAUUCCCCGCUGCGGUCCUCCCCCUGACGUCACGGAGUCCCCUGGAGGCCCCGCCCCGCCCCGCCCCCCAGUCUUCUAAGGACCCACUAGCCAGCGGGCCAGGAGGGAAAGAGCGGCCAUGGCGGGGCCCAAUGGCACGGAAGCCCCCGCCGCCCGCUGGAAACGCCACAUCGUGCGGCAGCUGCGGCAGCGGGACCGCACUCAAAAGGCACUGUUCCUGGAGCUGGUGCCGGCCUAUAACCGUCUCCUAGAGAAGGCUGAGCUGCUGGCUCAGUUCUCAGACAAGCUGCAGCCAGAGCCAAAUGAUGUCACUCCUACUACCCACCAGGGCCCUUGGGAGGAGUCGAGGUCUAACUCAGACCAAGUCCCAUCACCAGCCACUCUGAGGAUGAAAUGGCAAGAGGAGAAGGCAGGGCUCCGGCUGGUCUGUGGUGAGAUGGCCUACCAGGUAGUGGAAAAGAGCGCAGCCCUGGAUGCCCUGGAGUCCGAACUGGAGGAGCGGCAGAGCAGGCUGGUGGCUCUGGAGGCUCGGGUAGUGCAGCUGCAGGAGACACGAGCGCAGCAAGUCCAGCAAGUGGAUGCGCGGCGCGCGCGAAACGUGGCGCAGCGGGCGGCCUACGAGGCGCUGCGCUUGCAAUCCCGGCUUCAGGAGGCCGCACUGCGCAGGCUCGAGGAGGAGGCGCGCGACCUGCUGGAGCGGCUCGUGCAGCGCAAGGCGCGCGCGGCCGCCGAGCGCAACCUGCGCAAUGAGCGCCGCGAGAGGGCCAAGCAGGUGCUGAUGUCCCAGGAGCUGGAGAAGGCUGCCAAGAGGACAGUGAGCAUCAGCGAGAGCACAGACAUCCUGGGCGAUGAGAUCAGGGAGAAGGCUGAGAUGACUCUGACCCUGCCUGCUGAGCCAGAAUUCCUAGAAAGUGAGGCUGGUGAGAAGUGGAAGAGGCCCUUCAGGUCCGCCUCCGCCACCUCCCUGACGCUGUCCCGCUGUGUGGUUAUGGUGAAGGGGCUUUUGAAUUUCAAGAAGAGGAGAGGACACUCAAUUGGGGGAGUCCCCGAGCAGCGAUAUCAGAGCAUCCCUGUGUGUGUGUCUGCCCGACUUCCUACCUUGGUUCAGGACGUGCUGGAUGCCCACCUUUCUGAGGUCAAUGCAGUUUGUUUUGGUCCCAAUAGCAGCCUCCUGGCCACUGGAGGGGCUGAUCGCCUCAUCCACCUCUGGAAUGUCGUGGGAGGUCGCCUGGAAGCCAACCAAACCCUUGAAGGAGCUGGCGGCAGCAUCACCAGUGUGGACUUCGACCCCUCGGGCUCCCAGGUACUGGCAGCUACUUACAAUCAGGCUGCUCAGCUCUGGAAGGUGGGAGAGGCACAGUCCAAGGAGACACUGUCUGGUCACACGGACAAGGUGACGGCUGCCAAAUUCAAGCUAACAAGGCACCAGGCGGUGACUGGGAGCCGAGACCGGACAGUGAAGGAGUGGGACCUCGGCCGUGCCUACUGCUCGAGGACUAUCAAUGUCUUUUCCUACUGUAAUGACGUAGUGUGUGGGGACCAUAUCAUCAUUAGUGGCCACAAUGACCAGAAGAUCCGGUUCUGGGACAGCAGGGGGCCCCGCUGCACACAGGUCAUCCCUGUGCAAGGCCGGGUCACCUCCCUGAAUCUCAGCCAUGAUCAGCUGCAUCUGCUCAGCUGUUCCCGUGACAACACACUCAAGGUCAUCGACCUGCGUGUCAGCAAUAUCCGCCAGGUGUUCAGCGCUGAUGGCUUCAAGUGCGGUUCUGACGGGACCAAAGCCGUGUUCAGCCCAGACAGAAGCUACGCACUGGCAGGUUCCUGGGACGGAGCCCUGUAUAUCUGGGAUGUAGACACUGGGAAAUUGGAGAGUAGCCUACGGGGACCCCACUGCGCUGCUGUCAAUGCCGCGGCCUGGUGCCACUCUGGGAGCCACGUGGUGAGCGUGGACCAGGCCAGGAAGAUUGUGCUCUGGCACUAGUGCCAUGACCUCCCCUGCCUGGGCUAGUCUGCAUAAGCCUGAAGCCGGAGAACAGCAUCCUACGGCACCAUGCAGCGCCAAGGCCAGUGGGCCCAGUGGCGGCAGGGGUAGCCUCGGGGCAUUUAGUUGGGAAAGAAGAUCUGGCAGGACCUGUUUGUUUAAAAACAAUGUGUAGGCCCUGGCCAGUUUGGCUCAGCGGUUAGAGCGUCGGCCUGCGGUCCGGAGAGACCCGGGUUCGGUUCCCGCUAAGGG
This is a messenger RNA of Molossus molossus (Pallas's mastiff bat), 2261 nucleotides long. It is a transcript of the gene ATG16L2, whose product is annotated as autophagy related 16 like 2. Gene Ontology annotation, molecular function: protein binding. Gene Ontology annotation, cellular component: autophagosome membrane. The coding region runs from base 147 to 2009 and encodes 620 amino acids. NCBI's taxonomy places the organism in Eukaryota, Metazoa, Chordata, Mammalia, Chiroptera, Molossidae. The record is from RefSeq and is a predicted model, not a curated record. Gene Ontology annotation, biological process: negative stranded viral RNA replication; autophagosome assembly. The transcript is spliced from 18 exons.